Messenger RNA from Phytomonas sp. EM1, 765 nucleotides. The record is from the annotation of a GenBank genome assembly. Lineage: Eukaryota; Euglenozoa; Kinetoplastea; Trypanosomatida; Trypanosomatidae.
AUGGCUGAAGAAACAUCCAACUACGCUGGUCUCGUGAAGCAAGGUAUCACAUCGAGCGCUUGCCCCCCAUAUGUGGUGGAAACGGAAGUGGAGCCGGAAGAGGGUGAGGUCCAAGAAAAUACAGAUCCUAAAGCAGCUUCCAUCUCUGAAAGUGCGAUCCAUAAGGAUUCGGAAGGCCCCUUGACUGGACAAAACAUGGACACUGUCAAGCCAUAUAUUCCCUCCUACUUAGCAGCACUCAAGUCUUACAAACCCACAGUGAUGUUGGAUGGCGUCCCGCUGAAGGUGAACCAAAAGCUAGACACAUGGUGCUCAUCGACCAAUGCUUCCAACUCAUUACUGGAGCCAGAGAGCGCAUCCUCUUGGGCAGACGAUGAUGAUAACUUUUUACUUUCCAUAGCGCGCUCCCAACAGCAGAAAGGGGGCGAAAUGCGAACAGUCAUCCCCCAUCAAGGCGCAAGCAGCGGCAAGAAAGGCAACAACGUGAAUGAGUAUCAUGGCAAUUAUCCGCCGAAAGCCAACAAACAGACAACAGAAGGAGGUGGGGAUAGCACCCAACCUGGCUACCCCGAACAGAGGGAAUGCAGAUGGAAGAAAGUGGAAAAAGGCACCUCGUCUAGUGAUCAUGUGGGGAGAAACCGAGGACACCAGCAUGGCGGGCGACAGGGCAGCAACGCAACGGAAAACAACAGUGGCAACCCCGCUUUUCUAUCUGGUGGGCGUUUUGACGCCCUGGCGAACGUCAAAGCAAAGAAGCGUAGAUGA